CUUUUUCUAAAGUAUGGAGAAAGAGACGAUCGAGAUUGGUAUUAUUGGUGCUGGUGGCAUGGGACGCUUUUAUGCCCAUCGCAUCUCAAAAGCGGGUUGGAAAAAUGUCAAUAUCUGUGAUUUGCCUGAAAAGUUUGAAUCUGUCAAAAAAGAUUUCGAAGGUACAAGCAUUAAAGUAUGGCGUGAUGGUUUUGAUAUUUCAAGAAGAUGCGAUUGGAUCAUGUAUGCAGUGGAAGCAGAAUACAUUGAAUCUGUUGUCAAGACAUUUGGUCCUGCUACCAAAAUAGGUGCUAUUGUAGGCGGACAGACAUCUGUAAAAUUACCUGAAGUACGUGCCCUGGAGAUGUAUUUACCUGAUGAUGCACAUAUUAUUUCAUGCCAUUCCAUGCAUGGUCCUGGUGUUGAUCCAACAGGGCAACCUUUGAUUAUCAUUCCACACAGAGCUUCAGACGAUAAAUUAGCCCUGGCUGUGCGUAUCCUCUCUUGUUUUGAUUCCAACAUAGCUCAUUUGAGUGCAGAAGAACAUGAUCGUAUUACAGCAGAUACACAAGCAGUAACCCAUGCAGCCUUUUUAACAAUGGGUAGUGCAUGGAAAGCCAAUGCUCAAUUCCCUUGGCUAUUACCUCAUUUUGUAGGUGGUAUUGAAAAUGUCAAGAUCAAUGUCGCCAUGCGUAUCUAUAGUAACAAAUGGCACGUCUAUGCUGGUUUAGCUAUCAUGAAUCCUACAGCCAAAGUCCAAAUCACACAAUAUGCCCUAAGUGUAGCAGAUCUAUUUAAACUGAUGAUUCAAGAAAAAGAACAAGAAUUUCGUGCCAGAGUCAAAGCUGCAGGUGAAUAUGUGUUUGGUGGUCUUCAAAAGGACCAUGUCCCUAUCUUAUUAGAUGAUGCCAUCCUAGAUGAAUUCUCACUCUCUAAAAUACCUAAACAAAACAAGACACCUAACUCUCAUUUAUCCUUGUUGGCCAUGGUUGAUUGUUGGCAUAAAUUAGGCUUAAAUCCCUAUGAACAUAUGGUGUGCCAAACACCUUUAUUUAGAAUAUGGAUGGGUAUCACUGAAUAUCUGUUUCGUCAUCCUGCCAUGUUGGAUGAUGCUAUUCAUGCUGCUUUGUAUCGUAAAGAUAUUCGCCCUGAUGAUAUGGAAUUUGUGACUUGUGCUAGAGGUUGGGCAGAAACAGUCUCUUUAGGCAGUAUGGAAGGAUAUCAAAAGCGAUUUGAAGAAACAGCAGAUUAUUUUAGAGAUGAUUUUGCACAAAAUACAGUGAUUGGUAAUAAGAUGGUUGCCAUGAUUAGUAAGCAUCUUAUGUGCACUCAAUAACAAUAAUAAUAAUAAUAAA
Messenger RNA from Gilbertella persicaria, 1334 nucleotides. RefSeq lists its product as uncharacterized. Gene Ontology annotation, biological process: L-tyrosine biosynthetic process. Lineage: Eukaryota; Fungi; Mucoromycota; Mucoromycetes; Mucorales; Choanephoraceae. The transcript has 7 exons. Gene Ontology annotation, molecular function: prephenate dehydrogenase (NADP+) activity; prephenate dehydrogenase (NAD+) activity; NAD+ binding. Bases 14 to 1315 code for a protein of 433 amino acids. The record is from RefSeq and is a predicted model, not a curated record.